GAGAAAUGGCGGGAAAUGCUUUUAUGUUCCUCAUUCUUUCUGUUAGUGGCAUGUGGUGUAAAGUAUGAUAAAUUGUGAAGGUUGAUUACGAUGGAUUACAAGACACGUAAGCGUCAUACAACUGUCACAGAUGCUCACGAAAAUGAUUAUCCUCAUGAUAUACAAAUGUAUGAUGUGCCCCCAGUGGGUGAAAUGUCAUUGGAAGAGUUUCAAGAGUUGGGAUUUGACAGAUUAAAAGUAUUCCGAUUGGUCGAGACAACAAACUGCAGAGGUGAUCUGAAAACAUUGGAAGAACGGAAGAAAGCUUUGUACGAUUCUUUGAAAUCUGACGGACUGAAAUACUAUGCGAAUUUAUUGUACGCUGAUGGAUCUAAUCCACAGUCAGAAGAGCAUUUACAGACCAGGAAAAAAGAUCACAUAUCACAUUUUAUUUUGAGACUUGUUUAUUGUCACGAUAUGGAGCAAACUAAAUGGUUUAUUAAUCAGGAGGUUGAAUUCUUUAAAUUAAGAUUUAGUUCUUUAGAAAAGAAGGGCAUCGAACAUUUAUUGAGUAUUAGUAACAUGGAUUGUAUACCUAUUUCACAAAAUGAAAAACUAGAGGUGAAAGAAGAACUUAGCUUAUCAUCUGGGAAGGUUACAAAUAUAGAUAUUGCAGAUAUUUAUAAAGUGCCUUUUGAGAAAGUCAUUGAUUUAGUCAAAGGACGUAAAGUCUAUCUCAAAGCAGGGAUGGCAUAUGUUACUCAUAUGGAUCUGAGUUCAGUAUUCAUCUCUUAUUUUAGAGAGAAUCUAAUUGCAGGAUUAAAGAGCGCAAAACUUUUUUACGAUAAUAUAUCUGAUGAUGAAAGAUUGACUAGAUACUUAACAGGUCUUCCUUCAGCUUUCACUGGAAUGGCACGUGUCGUGUGGUCAACCACAGCUACGCCCAUUGAUAAACUCCAUGAUUUAUCCAAAACGUCAUAUCCUUUAUGUAUGCGAACACUUCAUGAAGCACUUUAUACCAACAGUCAUCUGAGAAACUCAGGACGUAUGCAAUAUGGGUUAUUUCUAAAAGGUAUAGGUGUGACUUUAGAAGAUGCUCUACGUUUCUGGAGAGAUGCAUUUUCGAAAAAGACAGAUGGGGCAGCAUUUGAUAAAAAAUAUGCAUACUCUAUUAGGCAUUACUAUGGUAAAGAGGGAAGGCAGACAAAUUAUACGCCGUACGGCUGCCAGAAAAUAAUAUCGAGCUCUGUUGGGCCUGGAGAAUAUCAUGGAUGUCCUUUCAGACAUAUGGACCGCGAUUCGUUAUGCCAAAAGUUAACUAGUUAUGGAGUAUUUGCUUCUAAUAUGACAGAAAUAUUAGACUUGGCUAAGGAUGGACAGUACCAUUUAGCAUGUGCCAAGUAUUUUGAAGUUAUGCACAAUAAGCCAGCAAGCAAACCACUUUUACAUCCAAAUGCAUACUUUGCUGAAAGUCGUGAAAUUUUAACUGAAGACAAUAGUAAUGGCAGAGAUUUUGACAAUAAAGAUAAAUUUUCUCAAAAUACAAUUGGAACUCCUGGAGGCGUAUCUUUAAGAAAAAGUGAUAGACAUUCUACGCCUUCUAGAAAUUCAGAUUUUACUGGCACGCCAAAAAGAAACACAAUCGACACAUCUUUGAGAAAAGUCCAGAAAACAAAUCAUUAUACACCUUCGAAGAAAACUAAAAUGACUCCAGUAAAUAUCGCAGAAAUGCUAAACGAUGAUUUUAUGGAUGUAGACCUAAUGGAUCAAAAAAAUUAACAAAUAAUUGUUCUGU
Messenger RNA from Cataglyphis hispanica, 1774 nucleotides. Its product is annotated as DNA primase large subunit-like. Gene Ontology annotation, biological process: DNA replication, synthesis of primer. Gene Ontology annotation, cellular component: alpha DNA polymerase:primase complex. The coding region runs from base 91 to 1758 and encodes 555 amino acids. Lineage: Eukaryota; Metazoa; Arthropoda; Insecta; Hymenoptera; Formicidae. The transcript has 7 exons. The record is from RefSeq and is a predicted model, not a curated record.